UCUUCCAUCGAUUUCUUUUACGAUAUUCCUCGUGCCAUCAUCGAUCUUGCCAAGGAAAAAAUCCACGUCCCCCUCACCCUUUUAACUUACUCUUCUAUCGAGAAAAUACAUGCAAGGGAGGACAUCUCAAGCUUUCCGCCAGAAGACCGUGACACUCUUUCUCUAGUCGAGUUCUACCAAGCGUCGGAGAAUUUCAUUGGGCUCAUGUCCCUGGUCGCAAACCCUGCUAUCGUGGAGCGGUUCAAGCAGCAUAGAUCGUUCUGUUUAUCGCGUGGCAUGCGAAAGGACUACCGAGCUAUCCUCGCCUUCGACAUCGAGACGAGGCAGAUAUUCUUCAAUACGCAAUCUUUCCUCCUCGAUGCUGCUUACGAACGUCGCUGGCACGAAGUUGAGCUGGAGACUUUGCAUUUGGAAGUUAGCGAGGCUGCCGAUCGAGUCGCGCGGGAAGCUACAAAGCUCUCUGCGCACUCCCACAGGUUCCAUCCGUACCACCGUGACAACAAGGGGUCUGAUGAGCUAGCGGGAUCGUCUGGUGGGAACUUUCGCAAGGGCAAAUGCGUGUAUGAAUCCGACGUGUGCCUUUACUUUUUCUGCAGUCGGACAGGGCACAGAGUUAGCCGUUGCACACACAUACAGUCGAAAAUGAUGCGGUCAUCUGCAAGUGGCGCAACUCGCUUGUCCACAAAUCAACUCUCGCGGUCGUUUGCAUACCAUUCGAUAUCGGAAAGUGCACUCACGGGAAACACAAACACGUCUACAUGUGCUCUAUCUGUGGCAGCGAGUUCCAUCACGCCGGUUCGAAAUGGUGUUAUUAAGCUCGUUAAUAUCAUCAUCCGUUUCAGCGUUUGCUAAAUCAGGUGAUGGUACGGAAGUCAUUGAUGAUCAUCUCGACGAGGGAGAUAGAGUUGAGCGCUUGAGUGUUAUGAAAGAUGAAAUUGCACAGGAGAUCCGUGGAAUCGCACAGGAAGUCCGUUUCUUGGAAGCCUAGAGAGUUCGAACGUGCGCGGCACGAUAUGCCGUUAAUCUCAGACCGUAUACAUUUCGUCAACACGUUGAAAUCAAAUCAAAGGGCGCUUGAGGAGAGUACGUGUGAGUUAUGGGCGUCCUGUACAGCUUGCGCUGUCU
Messenger RNA from Suillus paluster, 1125 nucleotides. RefSeq lists its product as uncharacterized. The transcript is spliced from 3 exons. Lineage: Eukaryota; Fungi; Basidiomycota; Agaricomycetes; Boletales; Suillaceae. Bases 205 to 852 code for a protein of 215 amino acids. The record is from RefSeq and is a predicted model, not a curated record.